Molecule: messenger RNA, 1658 nt
Organism: Acanthopagrus latus (yellowfin seabream)
Lineage: Eukaryota; Metazoa; Chordata; Actinopteri; Spariformes; Sparidae
Gene: dnaja
Product: DnaJ heat shock protein family (Hsp40) member A
Exons: 8
Coding region: 161-1357 (398 amino acids)
Biological process (GO): protein refolding; response to heat
Cellular component (GO): cytoplasm; cytosol
Molecular function (GO): Hsp70 protein binding; ATP binding
Source: RefSeq, a predicted model, not a curated record
CUUCUCCCUCUUCUCAGAGCUCUCCAGAAAGUUCUGCACGGCUGUGGAGCGGCUAUAAGACCCAGCCAUCUUCCGUCAGCGGCCACACUGAGGAGGAAACUCGAGCGAGCAAGCAAGCACUCUUGGAUAAGCGAUAAGACUUGCUAGCUAGGCUGUCACCAUGGUCCACGAAACGGGUUACUACGACCUCCUUGGUGUCAGCCCCAAAGCCACGCAGGACGAGCUGAAAAAAGCCUACAGAAAGCUGGCGUUGAAAUAUCAUCCCGACAAGAACCCCAGUGGAGGAGAAAAGUUCAAGCACAUCUCUCAAGCAUAUGAGGUGCUGUCAGAUCCAAAGAAAAGGGACCUAUAUGACCAAGGCGGAGAACAAGCAAUCAAAGAAGGAGGAAUGGGUGGAGGAUCUUCGCCGAUGGACAUCUUCAACAUGUUCUUUGGAGGUGGUGGAAGGAUGCAGAGGGAGAGAAGAGGCAAGAAUGUUAUCCACCAGCUCAGUGUCACACUGGAGGAGAUGUACAAUGGCAGCACCAGGAAGCUUGGACUUCAGAAGAAUGUCAUUUGUGAAAAAUGUGACGGUUAUGGUGGUAAGAAAGGUACCCUCGAGAAGUGCUCAACAUGCAAAGGUAAAGGAGUACAAAUCAGAGUGCAACAGAUCGGACCAGGCAUGAUCCAGCAGAUCCAAAGCAUGUGUUCAGACUGCCAGGGACAGGGCGAGAAAUUUAACUCAAAGGACCGCUGCAAGAACUGCAAUGGACACAAAGUAGAACGGAAGAAGAAAAUUAUUGAAGUCAACAUCGACAAAGGUAUGAAAGAUGGUCAGAGAAUUACAUUCCAAGGAGAAGGUGACCAGGAACCAGGACUAGAGCCUGGGGAUGUAAUUAUUGUGCUGGAUCAGAAGGACCACGAUGUUUUCCAGAGGCAAGACAAUCAUUUGGUGAUGAAGCUGCAAAUCAAACUGGUCGAGGCCCUGUGUGGUUUCAAGAAGACCAUUCGCACAUUGGACAACAGAACGCUCAUCAUCGGCACACAGCCAGGUGAGGUAAUAAAGCACGGCGACGUCAAAUGUGUUCAGAAUGAGGGCAUGCCACUGUACAGGGAUCCGUAUGAGAAGGGAGAGCUUUUCAUUCAUUUCGAGGUGGAAUUCCCAGAUAAUCACUUUCUCCCGGAGCACCUCAUGUACCAGCUGGAACGACUGCUUCCUCCCAGGGAGGACUUGAUGAUCACAGAUGACAUGGAGGAGGUGGAGCUCAGCGUGGUGGAUGUGCAGUCACAACAGAGGAGCCGCAGCAGAGAAGCGUAUGAGGUAGACGGCGAUGAUGACGAGGGUCCCAGAGGCGGAGUGCAGUGUCAGACACAGUGAUCAAAAAGUCUGUGAUAGAAAAUAUGUUGUAGAUAAUGUGGGAUUCUUUUUGUUGUUGGACUGUCCUGGCAUUCAAAUAUCCAAGUGGUGUACUCACAAAUUUAUCAGAACUGUGUUUUGGUGUUCUUGUCUUCUCUGUUCACUAUUUAAAAUCAGUGUCUUUUAUAUGUUUUGUUUCCCAAAAAAAAUCUAUGGCACAAAUGUUUUCUUUUCAUCCAGACUUGUAUGCUUUCUGUGAAGGUAAUUUCAGUUGUGACAAACAUUUCGGUUAUUUCUCAAUAAAACUACCGUGAUGCCUCAA